AUGCGCAAGGAGGUCGUGACUUUCAAGUGCACGGCCUGUACUAUCGGCAAGAAGUACCAUGCCCCUAAAACUUGGUCUAAGCUACCGCAUCCGCGCGGUAGUCUCACACACUUGGCUAUAGAUUUCACUGGACCCUAUGAGAAUACUGCUUAUCCUUAUGCUGUUACCAUUACAUGCUUACAUAGCCGGUUCUUUCGGGUAUAUCCUAUCAUUUCUCCUUCUACUAUUGCUGCAUGCUCUGCGCUGGAAGAUUGGGCGAGAAGCUAUGGAAUGUACCCACGAAUAAUUAUGCAUGACAAUGAUAAAGCCUUCCAGCUACAAUUCACUUCUUGGUGCAUGCAACGUAAUAUUGUGCAAGCUGCGGUACCUCUUCAUGCACCUGAGUCCAACUCGGCUAUUGAGCGUCACCAUCGAACAUUUCACGAUGGGUUGAGAGCCUGUAUUGCUUCUACUGGUGUACUGGAUUGGACUGCCCAUUACGACCGAGUCGUUAAUCGCAUUAACCAUGCCCCUAAUUCUACAACUAAAACUGCUCCUUAUGAUGUCUUAUUCAAGGUUCAACAUCAUUGCCCCUUACGCAACGACUACAAGGCCUUGGACUCCUUUGUCUACCCUUUCCCGCCCGAUCAUUCCCCACGUUUUCAGCAAGGCUCGGUUGUGGCGCGCAGAUCGGAGAGAGCUGGCAAGUUGGAUCCUGCAUAUGAAGGCCAUUAUGAGGUUCUAGAGGAAGUUAGACCCGAUGUCUUCUCUAUCCGGCGUAUUGGUGGUACUGGUGUCAACUCUGUCCCUAUACAACUCAAAGCAGAUCGCCUUAAACUAUUACCAGGGUUGCCUAGAGUACAGAAAUCCUAG
This is a messenger RNA of Perkinsus marinus ATCC 50983, 852 nucleotides long. Its product is annotated as gag/pol/env polyprotein, putative. Lineage: Eukaryota; Perkinsozoa; Perkinsida; Perkinsidae. Gene Ontology annotation, molecular function: nucleic acid binding. The record is from RefSeq and is a predicted model, not a curated record. Bases 1 to 852 code for a protein of 283 amino acids. Gene Ontology annotation, biological process: DNA integration. The transcript has a single exon.